GCGUCGAUUCGGGUGCGGACGUUAUAUCUGGCGCCGCGACGCCUCCAGGCCUCAGCCGCUCCGCAGCCGCCCGCCGAUUCACAACCCACCCCCACGAGACGAUAAAAAAGCAGCAAGAUGUGCGACGACGAAGUAGCAGCCUUGGUCGUGGACAAUGGUUCCGGUAUGUGCAAGGCCGGAUUCGCCGGGGACGACGCGCCCCGUGCCGUGUUCCCCUCGAUCGUGGGACGUCCCCGCCAUCAGGGCGUGAUGGUCGGUAUGGGUCAGAAGGACUCAUACGUAGGCGACGAGGCCCAGAGCAAGAGAGGUAUCUUGACCCUGAAGUACCCCAUCGAGCACGGCAUCAUCACCAACUGGGACGACAUGGAGAAGAUCUGGCACCACACCUUCUACAACGAACUGCGAGUCGCCCCCGAGGAGCACCCCGUCCUCCUGACCGAGGCUCCCUUGAACCCCAAGGCUAACCGUGAAAAGAUGACCCAGAUCAUGUUCGAGACCUUCAACAGCCCCGCGAUGUACGUCGCCAUCCAGGCCGUGCUCUCCCUGUACGCCUCCGGUCGUACCACCGGUAUCGUCCUGGACUCCGGAGACGGUGUCUCGCACACCGUGCCCAUCUACGAGGGUUACGCCCUGCCCCAUGCCAUCCUCCGUCUGGACUUGGCCGGUCGCGAUCUCACCGACUACCUCAUGAAGAUCCUCACCGAGCGCGGCUACUCCUUCACCACCACGGCCGAGCGAGAAAUCGUUCGCGACAUCAAGGAGAAGCUCUGCUACGUCGCUCUGGACUUCGAGCAGGAGAUGGCCACCGCGGCCGCCAGCACCUCCCUCGAGAAGAGCUACGAGCUUCCCGAUGGUCAGGUCAUCACCAUCGGCAACGAGAGGUUCCGUACCCCUGAGGCCCUCUUCCAGCCUUCCUUCCUGGGAAUGGAAUCCUGCGGCAUCCACGAGACCGUCUACAACUCCAUCAUGAAGUGCGACGUCGACAUCCGUAAGGACCUCUACGCCAACAACGUCCUUUCCGGAGGUACCACCAUGUACCCCGGUAUCGCCGACCGCAUGCAGAAGGAGAUCACCGCCCUCGCGCCCUCGACCAUCAAGAUCAAGAUCAUCGCUCCUCCCGAGAGGAAGUACUCCGUCUGGAUCGGAGGAUCCAUCCUGGCGUCGCUGUCCACCUUCCAGCAGAUGUGGAUCUCCAAGCAGGAGUACGACGAGUCCGGCCCCGGCAUCGUCCACCGCAAAUGCUUCUAAGCUGCUCGAUUACCUCGAUCACAUCUCGAAACCACACCUCGACCUCUACGGGGAUGCUUGCCCUCGUACCGGUCCCCUGAACCUACGCAUGCUGCUGCGAAUACUCGUCGACGAGACCCACGAAUCGUCAUCCGCGCGUCA
Orussus abietinus is the source of this 1389-nucleotide messenger RNA. Its product is annotated as actin-5, muscle-specific. Bases 118 to 1248 code for a protein of 376 amino acids. The transcript is spliced from 2 exons. The record is from RefSeq and is a predicted model, not a curated record. Gene Ontology annotation, biological process: mitotic cytokinesis. NCBI's taxonomy places the organism in Eukaryota, Metazoa, Arthropoda, Insecta, Hymenoptera, Orussidae.